AUGUCCGCGCUCAAGUCCGCCGCCCAGGGCCCCAUCUUCAUCGGUCUCAACGUGCUCCGCGCACUGAGCAUGAUUGGCCUGCUCUUAGUCUUCAUCGCGAACAUAGUGACGCUAGUUGGAGACGGUGAGGCGAUCCGCGAGGACCGCACCGCCGCUGUCCCCUUCACCGCCAAGGGCAACUCAACGGCCGGCAACUCGACGACAGAGUACAAGUGUGACUACAUCUUCAACUCGACAAUUCCUGACCAGGCCGGCGGUGCUUUCUGGUCUGUCCUGAACCGCGUCUUCAUCCUCAUGGAGACCAUGUUGCUCAUUGCUGCCGAGAUUGGCUUCCCGCGCAAGCUGUUCGAGACCUUCCUUCCUAUGCUCGGACCUGAGCAUGGGCUCGGCUGCCUCGGUGCCUUCCAGACUCUCGACCUGUUCCCGCAGGUCUCUAGCUGGAUGCUGUUCACCAUCGGAUGUCUGAACAUGCUUGCUGGUAUCAUCUGGCGACAGGAGGCCAAGACCAAGCGUGCCCUCUUCAGCUGGGAGAACAUUGCCAGUCUCUCCUACUCCCAGGACGCUCCGAGCGACAACCCCUACAGCAACGUGCUGAAGGGUGCUCCGACGCACAUUGACGUCAGUGCUCCAAGCGCACCUGAACAGGCGCACCAUUGUGAGUUGCUCCCAUCGUUCUCAACGCUGACAGCAGACGACAAGGAGCGUUCCCGCCGCCUCGUCUGA
Trichosporon asahii var. asahii CBS 2479 is the source of this 723-nucleotide messenger RNA. RefSeq lists its product as uncharacterized. NCBI's taxonomy places the organism in Eukaryota, Fungi, Basidiomycota, Tremellomycetes, Trichosporonales, Trichosporonaceae. Bases 1 to 723 code for a protein of 240 amino acids. The transcript is spliced from 5 exons. The record is from RefSeq and is a predicted model, not a curated record.